UGGAGCACAGGUGGACAGUAGGGACGAGGAUGAACACACGCCACUUCACAUCGCAGCAUCAAAAGGACAUGUUGGUGUUGCUGAACUCCUCCUGAAGGCUGGAGCACAGGUGGACAGUAGGAAUGGGUUUGAAUACACACCACUUCACUACGCAGCUUUAAGGGGACAUGUUGGUGUUGCUGAACUCCUCCUGAAGGCUGGAGCACAGGUGAACAGUAGGGAUCAGGACGAGGACACGCCACUUCACAACACAGCGUCAGAAGGACAUGUUGGUGUUGCUGAACUCCUCAUGAAGGCUGGAGCACAGGUGGACAGUAAGAAUAAGCUCGGCAGGACCCCUAAGGACAUAGCAGCAAGUACAGACGUUAAAUCCUGGCCAUAUGGGAAAGAUAGCGAUCGCGUCCUGGCGGGAAGGAAAAGGAUCCUUGAGCUUUUUGCAGCGCAAAAGUUGGCCCGCCCUUACAGACAAAAGGUGGGUCCAGAAGGAGGUGAACUACAAACCCCGUCUUGUACCGUCACUGUACCGGGUGGAGCCGUUACCAUGGAAACAGAAAUUACCUGUCAGGUCAUCGACCCCAAUGACGUCACUCUUCCCCUGAAGGACGGAGAGAUGUUAGUGAGUGACAUCAUAGAGCUGGGUCCGCACGGGACAACCUUCUGCAAACCUGUCACUGCACAGCUGCACUACAACAACACGUCGUUAGGUGACACUACGGAAGUUGACGCGUGGGUCUCUGAGGACAGGUCACAAUGGGCGAAGAUUAAGACCAUUAACGCAAGCGAAGACUGGCUUGCCGUAUCAGUGGACCACUUUUCUAUCUUUGCCAUCGUUAGCCAGCCUAAAAAGGAAAAUUUUAAUGUGUCUACAGAAGGAUUUAAGCUGACGUCAUCAACCCAGCCUGCAGUACAAAUCAGCUUCCCGGAACAGACUGUGACCUCACCAACCGAAGUCUCCAUACAGGUGCAAGAAAUUAAAAAAGAAACAUUGGAGGACCUCAAGGCACAAGACCAGUCUUUCCGCGGUGUUGUGGGCACCAGUCCGAUAGUCAAGGUGGUAACUGCGCCCGAGAACGUUACUAUAUCCCCGCACGAGGAGCCAAGAUCAUCGGUAUGCUGCUGCCUGCCCACCCGUCAACACUCCAUGUCCCGGUCUGAGUCUGCAGUCCAGUUCCACAAACCGGUCACAGUGCGAGUCCCACAUCCUCAACACUACAUGGACAUCCAACAUGAGGGACCCACCAAACUGAGGGUGAUGUCAUGUGAGGAGGGGACAGAAGACUGGGUAGAUGUAACAGACGAUGCCAUCAAGCAGGAUACUGAGGAGUUUGUGGAGUUUGAAGUCACCCAUUUUACAAGAUGGAUUGUAAUCCUUGUCAAAGACUCCUACGUGGACCCAGAAGAACUAGGACCGAUCCUAUUGAAAUUCUGUCGAUGGCUUCAAUCGCGCCCCGUACAGUUCAUCCUACUCCAGCGAGAAGACAACGCAAACGAAUUGGUCGCAGAGUGCACUCUGGGUGGUAGUGCAGAGGAGAGACGCUGUAAGCUGAUGAAAGAGGGUUACAAGGCUCCAUUGCCUUCUGCCACAGUGAAUCUAUUCGAAGGACAACAAGUAGAAAUACACAUCGGCGGUAACGUGGCACCAUACGACAUGGAAAGCAGCAGAAAACAGCAAAUCACAUUCCACAGUCAGAACUACAACUGCCUUCACAUGCAGGUCAUGGCUUUAAAAGAUGCUACGCAGAAGGGUUUAGAUGGCCAAGGAUAUGCUGAAUUCUAUGCUCUACCACGCGUGGAAGUUGAAAGACAGAAAGUUAAAAGGAAAAUACUACCACUGAAAUUGUCAGCUCUUGAGGAAGUGGCAAAGGGACAGGCAGAGCCGAAGUCCACAUUUCUUUGCCGUUUGCCAAUCCGCGUGCCAUAUGAUAGUCCAGAAGAGACGUCGGGCGGUGCAGUUUGCGCAGAUUUGCAAGGCGUUGAGAAGUAUUUUUAUUUCACCAAGGAAGAAGUUAGCACAGACUGGAUGGAUCUGGCCUUCCACCUUGGACUUAAAGAUGCAGACAUCAGCAACAUUGCCGGCAGAAACCGCGACGACAAGUCCUGCUGCAUGGACAUGCUGCAGGAAUGGAAGAAGAAGAAGGGAGACGCUGCUACCAUAGAGGUCCUGAUGGAGGCUCUGUCAGAGGCAGGGCUGCAGAGCGUCGUGGAUGGUUUGAAGCGCAAAUUCCCAGAUAUUGUACUACCAAAACAAGGAGAAAAGAAGUAAAGGUAAGUGCCGGAUAGAUUAUGCGUUUGACGGAGGUACAUUGCAAUUAAAUGUUGACAUCUACAUGUAUUAUGUUGUUUAUUAAAUUUAGCAAUACCAUUUCCUUGCUUAUUAUUC
Messenger RNA from Branchiostoma belcheri (Belcher's lancelet), 2380 nucleotides. RefSeq names its product p53-induced death domain-containing protein 1-like. Gene Ontology annotation, cellular component: cytoplasm; CD95 death-inducing signaling complex. The record is from RefSeq and is a predicted model, not a curated record. Gene Ontology annotation, molecular function: death receptor binding; caspase binding. The transcript has 12 exons. NCBI's taxonomy places the organism in Eukaryota, Metazoa, Chordata, Leptocardii, Amphioxiformes, Branchiostomatidae. Gene Ontology annotation, biological process: TRAIL-activated apoptotic signaling pathway; positive regulation of extrinsic apoptotic signaling pathway. The coding region runs from base 290 to 2263 and encodes 657 amino acids.